CUUACAAAAAAAACUGAUGCACAAGGGUUAAAACUCAAAAACGAAUUUAACAUAUUUCUCCAUCCUGUCUCUUUCUUUCAUAUCUUUCCCCCUUCACCCAAAAAGCAAUCUUGGCGACUCGAGUGACGGGGGUUCACCCAAACGACUUUUUUUUACUUUUUUUUCCUUCACAUGUCCGUCCUUUCGCGGAUCCCGGGCAUAGCCUGGUUCGCUUCUUUUCUCUCCACUACAUUGUCCAUUCACACCAACCCAACAUUGCGCCGUUACCAUAGCACUCUUGCCCAAGCAUUCUACCACCAUGGUCGACUUUGUGCUUCCAACCAGGCAACUGUGAUGGUCUUAGUGAUCGUCUUUGUUGGUAUGAUCUCUUAUCCUGGUAUUAUUACUUCCUACAACUCUUCAACUUAUGUUCGACAACGGUCUGCUGCUGCUGCUCUCUCUAGUCGUAACCUCUCACUCUCAGCAUGGAAGUACUAUUCUACAGAACUGUUGAUGGUCCCCAGUGGUGGCGGAAAAAGUGGUAGACGGCGUAGCCACCAUCCUCGAUACCACGACCAGCAUGUGUUUGAAGGAGAUCUAGAUUUGUUUUGGACACAAAAGACAAUCGUUCCAACAUGGACGCAAGAUCCCGAAGUGUUCAACCGAAACCUACCUUCUAUGGAUCCACUUCACUUUAUCGCUCCAAUCAUUAUAAAUGCUACGGAGCUCCUAUUAACACCACUGCAAGAAGAGGAAGAGGAAGGAGAAGAACAAGAGAAAAACCUUGUUGAUACAGAAACCAACGCGAAUUUUAGAUCAGACAAGAAGAUGAUGAAAGAGCGAGAUAGACUUCAUCUGACUCCAAUAACAACGACAGAUUUAUUGGCCUAUGCCGCCCAUAUCCAGCGGAAACUACAAAAUAUUGAAGUUGAAUAUAGCUCAGACGAUAAAAUACGAUCGGAUACCGAAAGGGGUGCUGCCACAUCAGCUGCUGCAGGAAAGGACCCCAUGAAAUCGCCAUGGAUGAUCUCACUCAAAGACAUUUGUGUAUUGGAGCCUCUGGAGCAGAAUAGUGACACUACAAAUCAGAGUCGAUCUGCACAGAUUGAGCGUAAAUGUCUUGUGCAUUCACCCCGAGAUGAACAAUCCACAACAACGUUUGGUAUCCUAUCUUUGGACCAUCAUAAUUCAUUAGUGGAUGAACAUCCUCAAGCGUCCUUGAUUAUGGCAUACUAUUUACGGGGCGAUCUUGGCAAGAAUCGUCGUCAUCAUCAUGAUCAACAAUAUGAUAAUAAAUUCAUGCAUAAAGAGGGCUUUGCAUGGAACACAUUGGAUGUAAGACGAGCAUGGCGUCUGAUCUUCAACAGACUUAUUUUGGAACUACAAGCUGACCUUGAUCAGCAUGAUAUGAUCCAUGAUGUCCGAAAUCCGCACAAAGCAUCGCCUAUCGCCACGGAGGAUACUCUACCAUUGAAAUUCGCCCCAAUAGGAAAUACUAGCCUCCAAUUUAUGGUCCAAGGGAUCCUGCCAAUGGAUUUAUCACAAACAAUAUCUAGGCGUCUUGUCACAGAGGAGAAUGCACAACCACGAACAAAUAUAUCUGCUGAAUACUGGCUACUUGCAAUGGCUUAUUUUGUAAUGUUUCUUUACAUUUCAUUAUCAGUUGGGAGAGUGGACUUAGUCAAGUCCAAGUACGGCCUUGGAAUCGCUGCUGUCGCAACAGUCUUUGUAUCGUUGCUCAUGUCCAUCGGUCUUUGCUCAGUUUUUGGAGUUACAUUAACACUUAUGCCAUGGGAAAUUUUACCGUUUAUGAUUAUCGUCGUAGGCGUAGAAAAUAUCAACAUCUUGGUACACGCAGUUGUCGAGACAUCAAUGGAUUUGCCCGUCAAGGAAAGGGUAGGGCGAGGACUAGGCACUGUUGGGGUUUCGAUCACAAUGACACUUGUAGCAGAACUAUGCUUACUGGUCAUUGGAGCCAUGACAACUAUCCCAGCUGUCCAAGAGUUUUGUACUUUUGCCAUUGCGGCUGUCAUCAUGGACUAUCUUCUACAGAUGACAUUCUUUAUCACUGUCAUCUCGAUUGAUAUCCGCCGUCUAGAACUCUCAGAUCUAUCCACUCGAUCCGCAACCGCUUACUCACGCUACCCAUUCGGAACAACACGACACCAAUCUAUAAAACCCAAUGGCGCUUUCACAUACGAAGACGAACGGAGUCGACAUCAUCGGAAGGAUAGCACUAGCUCACAAAAUAGUGAUGGUGGCGAGUCAAAGUCAAGCGGGAAGCCGUCAAAAGCUAAUCGAAAAGGCCGAAUCUUUACAUCCAUUACUAUGCUGGGUGUCAUGGCGUAUCUUGGAUAUAUUUAUGGCACUACAAAUCAACCUGCUAGAGGAGAAACAGAGCAACACGGCCCUAUUACUGUGUCUUAUUGGCGCAUCCUAUCAUCGGAGGAUGCAGCGGAGUUUUGGACAUUAAUUGACCCAGGCAAAGUUGGAGGCUAUCUGGAGAUUGAGUCACCCGCAGUUGUGGCAUUAGUACCAUCUUCUAGUUUUGACACCACCUUAAGUUCAACAACAUGUCAUAUGACCCCUCCAGAGUCUGAGAAUUCUGAAUGUGAAGUGGAUCAUGAUUUAGGUGCCGACACUCUCAACGGCGUAAAUACUGGAAACCCAAUAUCACUAAACAAUGAUCAACUGUUAGAUCCACGUCGGCCAUUUAAGCUUCUUCGAGAUGUAAUGAUAUUCAUCUGUUUCUUCGCUGUCUGGCUCGUGCGUGUGUUUGUGAUUCCAUCUAUUGUCCUGGCAGCUGCGAUUUUGCUGCUAUUAUCGUAUCUAUUAAGUCCACAGCGCAAAUUAUUGGUCGAUUUGCAAUGGAGGUUUCCAUUUAUUGUCUUGCCCGGAGAUUAUCAGUCCAAGAGAAAGCUGAUGAUGGAUGAAUUGAUGACCCAGGAAGCAAGAGAGCUAGGACAAGAAGCAGCAGGAAUACCAUGCUUGCCCUUACCAGGGAUUGUAGACACCUUGCACAAGAGAGGUCAUAAGUCCGAUAUUGACCAGAUGGAUGUCUCUGUAGAAGCAUGUCUUGUAUUGACCUCAAGCAUGGAUGGGACUAUCCUUUUAUGGAGUGGAUCGACUACUGCUGCAGUAAUGUCAGGAGGUGAUAUUGAUCAAAAUACCGUCCCAUUAGUCCGUCUAGAAGAAAGGGAGGCAACAGCAACGUCUACUAAGCCCGGGAUCCAACGAUCCAGGAAUCGCCCUGUAAAGUUUCUAAAGCUAGAUUGCACAGGUAGAUUUGCAAUCGCUGGAUACGGUGACAACAGUAUUCAUGUUUGGAAGCUAGACUCUAUAACAUCUCCACAGACGGAUGGAUACUGGAUGGAGCGAGUGCCAGUGCUAAACCCAUCGUUAGAGUUAGUACGCAAGUUCGAAGCAACGCUGAGCACAUCCACAUCGACAACAGAUACUUCCAAACUAAAAGUAACUAGCGUUUGUCUCUGGGGACUCUCCUUGUUGGUGGGUUAUCGCGACGGCCAAAUCUGGCAGUGGGAUCUUUCCGCAGGCACUGGUACAUAUAUCGCGGAAUGCAAGCAUCGAGGAGGAGUUACAGAGCUAGAAGUCGUUGUUCUAGAUCCCAAGACUAGAGAGGAGCUCGGGCUGAAGCCUAAGACCUACCUUGUUGCUGCUGGCAAAGAUGGAGGCAUUCAAUGCUGGAGCACCAACAGGGCUUUAAUCUCGGCUUUAGAUAUCACGACUGGCAUAUUCGGGCGGGACAAAUGGACAUCUCUCUGGAGUCAUUCAGGCCUUGGUACAGGCGUCAGCCCCUCUGUAUUAACGUUGGAUCCAGAAGUACCCAUGGUAGCUGUUGGCUAUUCAAAUGGUGCAAUCAAAAUCUGGGAUUUAGAGCAUGGGAAUCUAGUUUGGAUCCUUUCCCGAGGACUCCUCUCUACACCAAGCGUCACUCAUUAUGCUAGAGGGCGCUCGCAGGAAUCCCCUGAUAGUAGUCAUCAACCGUCGCACCAAGGCGCAAUUACAAAGUUGUGUUUUCAUGCUCUUGAACUGGAGGAUGGAUUGACAGGCGAACCUGCGCCACGUGUUUGGCUGGUUGUUUCUAGUAGCACAGACGAAACAGUGAUGAUAUGGAUUGUAGAAUGGGAAGGCUUGAUGGGUAUAACAACGUCUUAUAGUCGACCAUCAGGGCCUGGGCUCGAUUCUGGAACAAGGCGAGAAGGUGUGUCUACUCAAUAUCGGGACCUACCUUCUGAGUUUACGCGUUCAAAUAGCCUGUUUGAGUCAACUUUAAAAACAAGCACGGAUAAUUCAAUGGAUUUCAUUGGUACGCUAAGCUCGUCGCUACCAGCGCCACGACUUGUGGGUUUCAUGAAACAGCGCGGUGGCAAGAGCAUAACGGUCAGCAACUCUCGCUUGUACGGUGUACGUCGGAUAGAGUCUACAGCAGUUAGUAAUCUUAGUGAUACUCUCCAACCCCCUAGGCAAUUCUAUUCGUCUGUUCUGGGCAAUCUCAACAAUAACAUGCGGAGUCGACGGAAAGGUGAAGGUGGUUUUGAUUCGUCUAAUUGGGCGAAUGCUAUUGCUACUAUAGACUCUCCAAAAGCCGGUAACCGUCCUUUAAAACGAGGAUGGGAACUUUGGGAAGCAGACCUUUAUCAAUGCAUAUUUAAGGAUCUAGGAGUCUGGAGUCUGAACUUGUCAGUGCGCACUCUCAAUUUGCAAUCACCAUUAUCCUCGCAGCAGCAGCAAUCUCGUCCGUUUACUAUAGCUCCAGUACAAAGGCAGAGUGCAACUGAUACAUCCGACGUUAUGGUCAGCUCUAAUGGAUCUUCAAUGGCAAUGCCUGUCCCAGUGCACGAUCAAUCCCAUGCUCAUCACUACCUCCGUGGCGACUUGUCGAUCCUAAAUCCAGAGAUGAAGCCAAAACUUCAACAAAAGCCUGCAUCUUUUUCAUAUCAGGGUAACCAUCAUCGGGGACAUAUGUAUUUAAAGGGACCCAAAACCAGACAGUCUGCAAUCAACUUGUCCCCGUCUUCGCCCUCCUCUCUUAAUAAGCAUGGACAGUCGUUUAUGUAUCCAACACAGUCUGGGCGAAAUGAGAGGCCUUCUGUACGGACUGAUGGUGCUUGGAUGAUGACAGAGGAACAUUAUGAGGAUAGCAAUGAUGGUAAUGAUGAUUUAGAGUCAUUUCUACUACCUUUUGUAGAGACAAAGUUGUUGGAGGCAUUGCCGAGGCGAAUAAGCAGACAACAGAAGGAUUGUCAUUCUCAACAGCUGCCAUCUUCGUCAUCGUCCUUAUCACUAUCAUCGUCCUACUCUGACAGUGGGAGGGAAAUGGAAAUUAAAGACAUUGUCAUAGGGUUCGGUAACUUUAUCAAGAUUGUGCGUCUUCAGGAUGAGGAUGAAGAACAGGACGGUGAAGACCGCGAAAAACAUCUCCAUUAAUGUAUAUCCACCAAUUCUUAAAUCAAUAUUAUUUUUCUGCUUAUAUUGUGAUUUUUUUCCCCUUCAUUUUAGUCGUGUCCAUUUGUACAGUAAUGUGAAAUAAAUAACAUGU
This is a messenger RNA of Lobosporangium transversale, 5539 nucleotides long. RefSeq lists its product as hypothetical. Gene Ontology annotation, molecular function: sterol binding; protein binding. The transcript has 5 exons. NCBI's taxonomy places the organism in Eukaryota, Fungi, Mortierellomycota, Mortierellomycetes, Mortierellales, Mortierellaceae. Gene Ontology annotation, biological process: SREBP signaling pathway. The record is from RefSeq and is a predicted model, not a curated record. Bases 172 to 5427 code for a protein of 1751 amino acids. Gene Ontology annotation, cellular component: endoplasmic reticulum membrane; Golgi membrane.